CGUCCGAGGUUGCUUGAAGCGUUAGUCGCCUGAUGAAUUUUGUUGAGUGAGUGUGGUGUGUUCUUGAAAUAGUUGAGUGCAAAAAAGGAGGAAAAAAACAAAAUGGUGGACAAAAUUGAAAUGAGUUUGGACGACAUUAUUAAGUCGACAAAGGGUAUGGGCUUGAGGAAUAAUCGUCGGGCACCUGGAAGGGGCCCCAUGGGACGCCGCGGUGGGGCCAGUGGUGGGAAUUUUCCACAGAGACAGCGAAAUCUACGUGGAGGAGGCGUCCAGAAGGGGCGCAAUGCUGCUGGCAUUUCUCGUGCAAAUGGACGUUUUCCGAGGGGCGAUGUAAACGGCGCUUGGAAGCAUGACAUGUUCGAGAGUGGAAAAAGGAAAAAUCUCCGUGGACCUGGUGGAAUGGGAGGAGGAGGAGGUGGAAAUUCAACAGCAAAACUAUUAGUCAGCAAUUUGGACUACGGCGUCUCGGAAUCGGAUAUCAAUGAACUCUUUGCGGAUUUUGGACCACUCAAAAGUGCAUCAGUACACUAUGAUCGCUCCGGAAGGUCACUUGGAACAGCAGAUGUUGUCUUUGAGAGGCGCGGGGAUGCAGUCAAGGCCAUGAAGCAGUACAAUGGAGUCCCACUGGACGGGAGACCGAUGAAUAUUCAGCUAGCUACAUCAGAUGUUCCCACACUGUCGCCUGCCAUCAACAGAAACAGAUUCCAAGGACCCCGUCCAGGAAACCAGAGAGGAGGCCCACAAAGGAGAAAUAUGGGCAAUAAUGCUGGGGGAGGUGGAGGUGGUGGACCUCGUCGGCAGGGUGCACGCAACGCCCGCCCUCCAGCCCCAACAGCCGAACAACUCGAUGCAGAGUUGGACGCUUACGUGAAGGACAUGAAGUAAUUUGAUAAUUUGGAGGGGCGCGGAUUCCUCAUCACAUUGAUUGAUUUCUAUCAAUAAUUAUGAAGAAAUAGGCUAAUCCACAAAUAAUGUAAUACUAGGUUUAAUUUCUUUUUUCUUAAGAGAGGAUUCCUUGAAUUUUUGAUAAUUUUCAGUUACUGAUUUAAUUUAUGUGAAUUGAAGUGAGACAAAUUAAAUAAAAAAAUGUGAGUAUAUAUUAUGAUGAAUAUAUAAGGAAACAAAUUAAUGGAAGAAAUAUAGAAAAUAAUAAAAGAUGAAA
Messenger RNA from Phlebotomus papatasi, 1162 nucleotides. It is a transcript of the gene Ref1, whose product is annotated as THO complex subunit 4. The transcript has 4 exons. Gene Ontology annotation, molecular function: mRNA binding. NCBI's taxonomy places the organism in Eukaryota, Metazoa, Arthropoda, Insecta, Diptera, Psychodidae. Gene Ontology annotation, cellular component: nucleus. Gene Ontology annotation, biological process: mRNA export from nucleus. The record is from RefSeq and is a predicted model, not a curated record. The coding region runs from base 103 to 885 and encodes 260 amino acids.